AUGGAAAUUGCUGUUCCUAAAGCACCAGUGAAUAUACAUAUAACGCCAGACUAUGAGACACCUGAAAACAUUGGAGAUAUUUCAUUGCUACAACAAAACCAAUCAGUGUCCUGUAAAAAACAGAAGCAAGAAAACAAAUUAAAAAGGAAUCUUGGCCAAUCUUAUGUGACAACUUCUGGGAAAACUAUUGAAAACCGUCAAAUGAAGGAAUUACCGUCGGAAUAA
Parnassius apollo (apollo) is the source of this 225-nucleotide messenger RNA. NCBI's taxonomy places the organism in Eukaryota, Metazoa, Arthropoda, Insecta, Lepidoptera, Papilionidae. The record is from the annotation of a GenBank genome assembly.